Molecule: messenger RNA, 3087 nt
Organism: Annulohypoxylon maeteangense
Lineage: Eukaryota; Fungi; Ascomycota; Sordariomycetes; Xylariales; Hypoxylaceae
Product: ArfGap-domain-containing protein
Exons: 4
Coding region: 577-2577 (666 amino acids)
Biological process (GO): endocytosis; endoplasmic reticulum to Golgi vesicle-mediated transport; intra-Golgi vesicle-mediated transport
Cellular component (GO): Golgi apparatus
Molecular function (GO): protein binding; GTPase activator activity
Source: RefSeq, a predicted model, not a curated record
CCUGAGUCUGUGAGCCCCGUCGAUCCUUUCUUCCAAGUCCGUUCGGAGUAGAGAAUGACUUUAGCAUUAGCAUUAGGAGACAAUUAUUUUUUUUCCUCCUCUCCAACUUCCUCUCGCUAUUUUCAUUAUUUUCUCUUUUCACGUCUUGGAGUUUGAAUGAGUUUGGCUUUGACAAGGUCGUUCGCCCUUAGCGAACGUACUACUUUGGACUCCAUUCCCUUACUUCUCGCUUGUAGUCUUCUUUUUUUUCACAAAUCAUAAUGAAUUGACCAGCCGAUGGGAUGCUGAUGAAGCCCUAAUCCAAAUCGAGGACUAACCCCCCCUGACCUAUAACCAAACAGCGACAUACCCUCUUUUGGCUCCUUUGGCCUCAGUCGUGCAUUCGUCUAUUCGUCCAUUCGUCCAUUCGUCCAUUCGUCUCCCAGCCUCCACGCGAUUUUCCUAGUUGGUUGUAUCGUAAGCCCGACUUUUUUCCAAUUUUCAGCCGCGGCGCCAGUGUAACCGAAUCUACCUUCGUUAUCCUCAACUGAUGCUCACGAGAGCAUCAAUUACCGACUUAUACUAGGAAGCGCCAAAAUGUCUGGGAUUAUGAGCAAGCGCCAACAGGCGCGCAACGAGAAGGUAUUGCAAGAUCUCGUACAUGAUGUACCGGGAAACAAUUUUUGUGCCGAUUGUCAAGCGAGAAACCCAGCUUGGGCAUCAUGGAAUUUGGGUGUGUUCCUUUGCAUGCGAUGCGCUGCUAUCCAUCGCAAAUUGGGCACGCAUAUCUCCAAGGUUAAGUCGCUUAGCAUGGAUAGUUGGUCGAAUGAACAGGUUGAGAGCAUGAAACGGGUGGGAAACGUUGCGUCUAACAAGAUUUACAAUUCUCAAAACAAGAAACCCCCGAUGCCCAUCGAUGCUGACGAAGCCGACUCUGCCAUGGAACGAUUCAUAAGGGCUAAGUAUGUACAAACAACAACAGCUGUGAAUGGCACGAAAAAGCAUAAUACCGGAAGUUCUGACGAAGGUACUCCGCCGCCCUUACCACCUAAGACAGGCAGUCGUUUCUUCUCCUUCCGAUCUAAGAAGGAUACGCGUGCGCGAGAGAGUGCUUUCGGUUCCCAUGACACCCAACGCAACCAACAAAGCAACAAGGCGUCUAAGGUUUUCGGGGCCAGUGUACAUCAAGAUAGUCCGGAGGCUACGGCACAAAAGUUGACGCAGCUUAGGGAUAUGGGGUUCGUGGACGACAAACGUAAUGCUAUGAUUCUAAAGGGCGUGAAUGGUAAUCUUGAAAAGACAGUGGAGGCACUGGUGCGGCUUGGGGAAGGUGGUGGACCUUCAUUGCCUCUGCCAUCUCGGGAUGGUUCCUUGCCCGGUUCCUCUAGGUCUUUGACUCCCCAACCUACACCCACGUCUCCACGACCUCCAAUUGGGCUAUCUAAAUCCAGCCCGCCUGCUGCACCGAGUCCGGCCAGUACUAUGUCAAACAACCCAUGGGACAUACAGCCAGCACCGCCUCAGUCCUCACAAUCAACAGGAACUCUACAGAACAGAAACCCCUUUUACGCUUCAAACUCGAACCCAUUUGGGAUGCCAAGCCAGCAAGCCGAGUUCAAUUUAAACCAGAGCCUACAAAACCUAUCACUCGUACCAACACAGCAACAAGCACUCUUCCCUCACCAUACUGGCGGAGUACCGACUCCUCAGCCAGCAUCGCAGUCGUUCUAUUCGCAAUCGAUGACUCCUCCGAUCCCACAAGGCCAGAGCUACACAUCGUUCCCCUUUAAUAGUCACCAAACAUACCCUCAGCCGGCUGCUCCAACUCAAUCACCACAAACUUACAACCCCUUCCUACAAGCCCCUAGAACCCCAGACCCGACUCUUUCAUUGAACACCUCGCCGUUUCAAACUCAAAACCAAGGGUCAUUUGCUACCAAUCCCUUCACCAGAUCGCCGACUAGAAUCGCGUCGCCAACUCUGAACCAAAUCCCCGAACAGUCGCAGCAAAACUUCUAUAACUCGCCGCAUUCGCCGUAUGCGAGUAACCCAUUCUUCGCGACGAAUCAGUACGCACAAUCUCCUACCCCGGCGGUACAAUCUCAACCGCAACCGCAACCCCAGCCUCAGCUCCACCCAACCCAGCAGCAAUGGUACGAUCCACAACCACUGGUACAGGUUGCGAGUCAACCUCAGCCGGCUUACCAACAGCCUCAGAGAGCAGACACAGCUUCUAUCAUGGCUCUAUAUAACUACCCUCAACUAGCUCCGACCAAGCAGCAAAGCCAGGAUCAGAGCAUACCCAGUACUGAGACGAACCCUUUUCCUACGUCAGCACAUCCACAGGCGCAUCCGCAACAAAACGUUCCAUCACCUUUGUCAGGAACCAAUAACCCUUUUAUGAACAGUGCAGCAACUCAAGCCGCACAUACACCGGCACCCGCAGCUCCGAGCCCGUUUGCGCCGCACAACAACCUUAAUUCUGCUUCUUCGGGCGCAAGGAGUCGGGAAAGCAUGACGCUCGGGAUGGAGAUGGCUUGGAAUAACGGUCGGCACAGCCCAGACGCGUUCGCGAGCCUGAGCGCAAGGAGCAUGUAAUGAAACGAGGUGGGCUGCUGUGUGUAUAUAAUAUAAUAGUCACAAGGUGUACCAUAAUAAUGAUCUUCCAGUAAAAGUUCUAAUUCUGAAAUCUUCCAGAUUCGAUGUCUCAACCCCACGUUUUUUUUCUUAGGUGACUCAUCCAAUAUCUCGCGAUCAACGCAAAUUCCUUUCCCCAACUCAAUCCUAUCCCUCCUUACUUCCCUACUUAUGGAUCUCUUUCAAACUAAACUCCUCCCAGGCCAUCUCCUCCAAACCCGCAAACUCCCUCUCGUCAACCCUCACCACCCGACUCCACCCCCGGAUCAGCGCCCGCCAGUAACACGUUUCCGCCGCGCCGCUGAAGUACCCCCCGCCAUCGAACAGCUCCCGCUGCCGCCGCGCUAUCCCCUCCGCUACCCGCGGGUGGCGCUCCAACCACUCGAUGGUCGAUUCUAAGUCCGUCCAGUCUGGCGACACGAAUACUAUGUUCGCGUCCCGCUCCGGGUCGUGCGAGCGUGGCCAUGCGGC